This is a messenger RNA of Meloidogyne enterolobii, 1377 nucleotides long. The record is from the annotation of a GenBank genome assembly. Lineage: Eukaryota; Metazoa; Nematoda; Chromadorea; Rhabditida; Meloidogynidae.
UUCUCCGCUGUCGAAACUAUUCAAUUGUCUUUUGAUCGGAUUGAUUUACUUAUUUUGAAUGCUGCAAUGUUUUUAUCACCAAAAAUUGGCUGGUUGCCUUAUCGACGUGAAAUGAUAAUUGGUGCACAAAUAAUAGAACGUCAUUUGGCUGUUAAUGUUCUAGCUAAUGCUCAACUAUUUGCUUCAUUGUCUCAACGUUUAGAACAGAGUGUUUUAUCUUCAGGGAAAGCAAUUUUUGUUUCGUCGUGUUCAGCUAGAGCUGGGGAUUUGUCUCUGCUUUUGAAAAAACAAGACGAACGUUUUUGGUGUCGUCAUUUAAAUGGCUAUAAAUCAUAUGCUGAUUCUAAACUUUUACUUUCCGCUUAUGUUCAAUAUUUAAAUAAAGUUUUGAGGUCUCGUGACAGUCACAUAUCAGUUGCCAGCGUUCAUCCAGGUGUUGUUCCGGGGAAAUUUUAUAAAAAUGUUUUUUGGCCUUUCCGAUGUUUCAUAAAUUGGAUUUUGGCGCCGUUCAUGAGAACACCUUUACAAGCUGCUACUCAAAUUUUGGAUAUUGCAUUUUCUCCCAGCCAUAGUUCUCCUACUAAUUCAACUAAUCUUUACUACGAGAAUGGGCUUCCUUCAAAAAUAAAUGCGCUUCAAAACCAAGAAAAUAUUUGGCUUUAUGGUCGUUGUGUUAGGGAAAUGAUUGUUGAUAAUGAUGAAGAAAAUUUAUCUUUCAAUAUUAAUACUGGUAAUUUUGAUGAAAAUUCAAAACAAAAGCAACUAGAACAAUCAUCAGCAGAAUUUUUUGAACGCUUAUUAUCUGAAGCUGGAGCUAUUUAAAAUUUUGAUUUGAAUUUUUUUAAUUUUAUAAAUUCUUAAAUUUUUUAAGAAAAUAAAAAUUAAACCCCUGAAAUUUUUACUAGUUGAAUUUCUAAAUUUUUUUGCUACUUCUAAAAAUUUUUUAUUAAUCAAGAUUAUAUCUCUUAUAUUUUUACAACACUUUUCCUUUCUUGUAUCCAUUACUUUUAAUUUUUGUUGCCCUCUUAUAUUUUUAUGCUCGUCCAUCACCACGUUUAAAUAAAAUGGAAAAGAUUUCAGCUACUACUUACUGCUCAUCAAUCAUCUAUGCAAAUUUCAAUUUUUGUUCACUUGUUUAAAAAGGCAACAAUUCAACCGGAAGAAGAAGAGGAGAAAAACAAACAGGAAACCUCAAAAAAACAAUAGAAUUUUGAGACAUAUGGACAUCUUUUAAAAGAAUUAUGAUGAUCAUUAAUUGAGCACAUGGAUGACAGACGGCGGUGGUUGGAUUGAAUAAAAAAAAAAUUUUAUGGAAAAUAGAAAAGAAUGCGCAACUGUUGUUGUCAUAAAAAAGACAUGGAAAAGGUUUAGAAUUGA